This is a messenger RNA of Xyrauchen texanus (razorback sucker), 1886 nucleotides long. It is a transcript of the gene thap1, whose product is annotated as THAP domain containing, apoptosis associated protein 1. The transcript has 3 exons. NCBI's taxonomy places the organism in Eukaryota, Metazoa, Chordata, Actinopteri, Cypriniformes, Catostomidae. Bases 3 to 1031 code for a protein of 342 amino acids. The record is from RefSeq and is a predicted model, not a curated record.
UCAUGGAUGGAUCACGGACACUCUUCCUGACUCCAGUGAUCAAUCCUGUUAUCGAUCAUUAUAUUCGUGACGUCAGUGAUCGAGGAAUGAUGGUGCAGUCGUGUUCGGCGUACGGAUGUAAGAACAGAUAUCAUAAAGAUCAAAACAUCUCCUUUCACAAGUUUCCGUUGGCCAGACCAGAUGUUUGUGGGAAAUGGGUCGCCGCCAUUAAGAGAAGAAACUUCAAACCCACCAAAUACAGCAACAUCUGCUCACAACACUUCCCCAAAGACUGUUUCAAACGAGAAUGCAACAACCGUGUGUUGAAGGACAACGCCGUGCCGUCACUCUUCAGCCAGUUACAGAUGGAGGAAGAAUCUCUGGAGUCUGAAGUUUCUCCACACCUUCAUCUCUCCGACGCUGAAGAGAAGACGCCAGUGUCUGUCCCCGUAUCCGUCUCAGAGGAGCCGCAUCUGGAACACCGCAGAACCUUCAUCUGCUGUGACCACAACUACACGGUGGAGGACAACAGCCCGCCCAAGAGACGCAUGGAGCAGCUGGAGGAAGAGCUGAAGAAACUGCGCAAGAAACUGAAGACGGUGCAGCAGAAAUGUCGUCGUCAGGAUAGACAACUGGAGCGUUUCAAAGCCACGAGUGAUUUGCAGAAGGAUGUUUCUCAGCACCUGCCGCUCUCUGACAUUCAAGAGAAACCGGUGGACAUCUCCCCCUCAUCCACUCUUCCACCUGUAUCCACCACACAGGAGCUAAACCCAGACCACCAGAGCGCCUUCGUCUGCUGUGACCACAACUACACGGUGGAGGACGGCGUCCAGCAGAAGAGACGGAUGGAGCAGCUGGAGGAACAGCUGAAGAAACUGCUCAAGAAACUCCAGAUGGUGCAGCAGAAAUGUCACUGUCAAGAGAGACAACUGGAACUCUUCAAAGCCACGAGUGACUUCCAGAAGGACGUGUCGUUUGGAGAAAGUUACGUGAUCUUACCUAAAGAGAUUUACUACGUGCUGAAGAGAAUCGAGAGCAUUGGAGCGUUGUGAAGAGAGUCAAUCAUGAGUCCAGUGUGUGAAACGUCACAUUGUGUUGUUUUGAUUCGACUGCAGGUGAAAAACAUCAAAUGUUUUAGAGAUGCUUUAUUAUAGAGUUUAUGUUUAUUAUAGAGUUUCAUGUUUGCUCACCUGGUCUGGAUGAGAGAUGCACAAUAUAUCAGUGACCAUAUAGAUAUCAGAUAUCAUAUUUAGCAUGUUUUUAAUUGGGAUAAUAAUGGAAACGGAAAAUAACAGACCUUCAUUUUUCCAAUUCAAACAGUUUUCUCAGAAUUCAUAUUUUUCCUACUAUAAUUAUAAUGUUCUGAUGCCUGAUUGCACUUGCUGUAAACAGUAUUUUUGGUUUAAAUACAUGAAUAAUGUGCAUCACAAUCUGUUAUUAUCAUUUCUGUGUGACAUUGUGCAGAAUCUAUUCAUCUCAAAUAGAGAAAAGUCAAGCUUUAAUAUUAUCUAUGAAAUACUGCUGGAGAUAAAGUUAAAAACAAAUCCUUAAAUACUUUUAAACGUGAGAUGAUGCCCGAUGUACGAGGCAUAACUUGACAAACACUGAGGAAUAAUUCGGCCUGUAGUUUCACUAUAGCGGAGAACGCUUGCAUAUGAACAACACUUUAGAAAAGAUUGCACAUGUCUGCAGAUAAAGUUUGUUUCAUUUAAAUGUGUCAAAUGUUGAUUUUGUGUUGUUUAACUCAUUGAAGCGUCUCAUGUGAUCUCGUCUCAAAGAGGUCAAUGGAUUAAAACCAAACGUUUGAUAUCAAAGGGCUGAUGUGCUGAAUAUGCUGAUUUAUUUAUUGUUCACUAAACAGGAAUAAUUGUUGAAUCUUUGAAAGCCAUAUAUGGAAUAAACUUGAU